UUCCCCCCAGUUUAGAGAAUGGUGAAAUUAUUGGAGUGACAGUUACAAAGAUAUUUUACGUCAGGUGCAACAAUGGCUACCGGUUAACUGGCGAAAGUACUUUUAGCUGCGAUAUGAAUGGGAAAUGGACUACACUGCCAACCUGUCAACUGAUAGAUUGUGGCCCUCCUCCAAGUAUAGAAAACGGUAGGAUUAGUGGACACAGUAGUAGCAAUACAUUUUCUGUACAGUGCAAUGAUGGCUAUAUAAUUACUGGAGAAAGGAUUAUCAAAUGUAGUUUAAAUGGUAAAUGGACAGCUUUACCUAGCUGUGAAUAUUUGUCAUGCGGGAUUCCAGAAAUACCGCGCAAUGGAAUGUUACUUAAAAUAAAUGGAACGAGAUUUAACGCUAUGGCCACCGUGAAAUGUGACGAAGGAUAUUCAUUGGCAGGAAAUCCUGUUUUGACUUGUCAAAACAAUGCGAGUUGGACAAUGAUUCCGAGAUGUAUUCAGAUAGAUUGUGGAAUACCGAACAUAACAUAUGGUAGCAUCAUAGGAUCUACGAGCACAUUUUAUGGCAGUAAAAUACAGAUAGCGUGUAACGAUGGUUAUGCUCUGAAAGGAUCAGACACCGUUCAGUGUAGUAUUGAAGGACACUGGAGCACAAUACCUACUUGCAAUGUUGUUACUUGUGGCUUACCACAAAUUCCCGCCAAUGGAGCUAUUGCUAGUAUACAGGGAACUACAUUCAAUAAAACCGCAUUGAUCAAAUGCCACGCUGGGUACGUCAUAAAUGGAACAGAUGUAGUUACCUGUUCCAGUCACGGCAAUUGGACGGAGAGUCCUACAUGUACACAAGAUUGUGAAGUACCAGCUAAUAUAACAAACGGCGUGAUCACAAGACAAAAUAGCACAGAUACAUUUAUUGUACUAUGUAACCACGGAUACAUCCUAAUUGGCAAUUCGACUGUAAGAUGUGACAUUUAUGGAAAAUGGAUGAACGCCUCGGUCUGUAAUCCGGUGUCUUGUGGAAUACCUGCAAUUCCACAAAAUCGUAAAUUAGUAACAUUGAGUGGAACAAGUUUUGAGUCAACUGCUCGAAUGGAAUGUGACGAGGGUUUUCUAAUGGAAGGAAGUUCAGUAAUAACGUGCCUCAGGAACGGAAGCUGGACAUGGAUUCCUGCAUGUGAACCAAUAGACUGUGGUACUCCAAAAAUAGAAAAUGGCAUCAUAGGAGGGUACAAAGAACCAACGUUUGGAAGUAUUAUAUAUGUGACAUGUAAGGAAGGUUAUAUAUUAAUUGGUUCAAAUACGGUCCAGUGUGGCAGAGACGGAAAAUGGGGUUUACCUAUUUGUAAACUAUAUCCUUGCGGGUUACCAGAAAUACCUGAAAAUGGCGCAAUUGACAGCAUCAGUGGAACAAUCUAUAAUAGAACUGCUUUAAUUGCAUGUCAUCCAGGGUUUUAUAUGAAUGGAACCAACAUCGUUACAUGCUCCAAUCGCGGCAGAUGGACGAAGAGUCCGAGAUGUACACCAGUAAGUGACUGCUAUGAUAUUAUUCACCUAGAGUCUAAUACAUCAUUAAGCGGAAUUUAUAAUGUCACUUUGUGGAAGUCUAAAGCGAAAAUACAAGUUUAUUGCGAUAUGGACACAGAUGGAGGUGGAUGGACGGUAUUUCAGUACCGUUAUGACGGCUCUGUUGACUUCUUUAACACCAAUGCACAGUACGAAAAUGGCUUUGGAAAUUUAUCGACGGAAUUCUGGCUUGGAUUGAAGUAUAUCGACGAGAUGUCAUUGCAAGGUAAAACUGAGUUACGAAUAGACCUGUCUGCAGCAGACGGCUCUACAGCUUUUGAAAUAUUUCAGAACUUCUAUCUUGUAGCUGGUAAUCGACAUAUUCGUAUAGACAAAGGAACAGGCACGGCAGGUGACAGUGGCAAAGGUUUAUCGUACAAUUACAAUCUACCAUUCUCCACUCGCGAUCGUGAUCUAGGCGGAGGAAAUUGUGCUGCUAAAUGUCAUGGCGCUUGGUGGUAUAAAACUUGCUCAUAUGUAAAUCUCAACGGGCGAUAUUUAACUCCGGGAACAAGAAUUAUAAACGGCUCUGUGACAAGUGGAAUGGUUUAUUUGAACUUUAAAGACGAGUCUCUGAAAUCAUCUAAAAUGAUGUUUAGGCGAGUCAAAAAAACCAGUGUGAUUAGACAUGUGCACUGUCAACAUAACUUGUUUCAUAAAUAAUUACAACAGUUUUUACCUUUAGUUACUUCUAUGCAUAUGAUAUAUGCAGUAUAGCUCAGUGUGUUGAUAUGACUAUCGAAGUACAUUUCUAAGGCAAUCUUUCAGUCAGUACACAACAGUAUUUAAAAAAAUGCAUCUAAGACCGCUUGGCUCACCUUAUUCUUUUAAAAUCACAUUACGUCUAAAAUUCAAACUGCCUAACAAUAUUUGAAGGUAUGGCCUCGAAAUACUUUGAAUUGUUUCAUUUUGCAAGAUUUCUUUUGAUUUCCCAUUUUCUUACCUUUAAAUAGGUGAUCCUAGA
This is a messenger RNA of Mercenaria mercenaria, 2517 nucleotides long. RefSeq names its product CUB and sushi domain-containing protein 1-like. Bases 114 to 2216 code for a protein of 700 amino acids. The record is from RefSeq and is a predicted model, not a curated record. The transcript is spliced from 9 exons. Lineage: Eukaryota; Metazoa; Mollusca; Bivalvia; Venerida; Veneridae.